Molecule: messenger RNA, 804 nt
Organism: Sus scrofa (pig)
Lineage: Eukaryota; Metazoa; Chordata; Mammalia; Artiodactyla; Suidae
Source: RefSeq, a predicted model, not a curated record
AUGCAGGGCCGCCUUUUACCCAGUAACCUCCACCAUCUCCCUAAGUCCUUGCUGCCUCCUACGGUCCCACCUUCCCUCAUCUUCUACAAAACUCCUCUGCGAACUUCGCCCGCUCCUUCUCCAGACCCUGUCGCGCACCACAUUGCUCCAUCCUACUCCUCCCGGGCGCCCCCACCCCACACAGCUGCCGCCCGCCACCCGCCUUCCUCCCCAGGGCCCGGCCAGGCCUCAGGCCUCCACCUCAGACCCCCUUUCAGAGCUGCCGGGGGGCUACCCGCAGCCUCGGCGUCAACGCCGACCUCCACCCCCCCGCCUCACCCCACUUCCCGCGGCUCGAGCCCGAGUCCUACCACCGAGGCCACUCCCGCUCGGCACCCCCGGUCCUUUAUUGUUGACUCGAAGCUCCCAAAAUGGCGGCCGCUCCUUCCUCCUCGGAAACCUCCGCCCGCCCCCACCCGGCCCCUCGCUUCGGCCUCCUCCCGCCCCGCCCCCGCUCAGCUGCCAGGGCUGCACUGCCGACCAGCCAGCGCCUGCCCGCUCCCGGGGCCGUCCAGCCCUACCUCCGCCGCUGCCCGCGCUCAAGGCGCCGUCGAAGCCGCCGCCCGGACUGAGCUAACUCGGCUCCCCCGCUCCCUGCCCCCCUCCUCCCUGCGUUCUCCGCAUGGCGGCCGCUGCGGCUCCUCCUCCGCGCAAGAUGGCGAGACUCCGGCCGCCGCCGCAGCUGUGUCGGCCGCGGCGUCUCAGUCUGUCCUGCUUCGCGACAGGACAAAUCCUGGCCAGGGAACCUACCCGAGGAGAAAAUGA